Mustela lutreola (European mink) is the source of this 1602-nucleotide messenger RNA. RefSeq lists its product as uncharacterized. The transcript has 10 exons. The record is from RefSeq and is a predicted model, not a curated record. Lineage: Eukaryota; Metazoa; Chordata; Mammalia; Carnivora; Mustelidae. The coding region runs from base 94 to 1317 and encodes 407 amino acids.
GCGAGGUGAAAGUGGAAAGGCUUGAGGAGGAAAGGCGCGGGACGCUGAGUGAGGGAACCCUGGAAGAACACCUUGGUCCCGCGGGGACUUAAGAUGUCUUCGUCUGCCAGGCUUCGCAGAAGACAAUAUGGAAGAUCUUCGGUAGCUAAAAGCAGCAAGCCAUAUAAACCUUUUCCGCCGACUUCUUAUUCUCCCCAAGAGGGCUACUUAAAGGAGGGUGAAGACAUGCUAAGCGUUGAAGAAUUACGGCGGAAUGUGGCUGAUUAUUCAAAAAGGCACGAAGAGAACCACGAGCGGCCCCAGUCCACUCAGUUCGGUGAUGCCGGUGGCAGGGACACUCAGAAAGAACGGCUUUUCCAGCACUUUUAUCAAAUGAUUCAGAAAGAACGUGAUCGAGAGAGGCCUUCAGACUGUGUUAUUGUUUCUAUCAACAACGAGCAAAGGGAAUAUGCAACAGGCAUAGGUCAUCGGUUACAGGAUCACGGCCUUGUGGUGGAAAUGAUUCACCUCUCUUCCGAGUCAAGUCUUACAAGAGCGCUCCAUGAAGUUAAGGAUGAUAGGUCGCCAUUUUGCAUUCUUGUUGAACAGUCUAAUGUAAAACUUUCUUCUUGCACUGUAAUUAUACUUCAUGAGUCUAUCAAAAUACAUCGUCAUAUGCCCCUGGAAGAUGCCCUGGAUCUGGUGGCUAAAGAAUACAGGAGAUUUUUCUCGAAACGGGAGCAGCAGGAACGUGCUGGAAUUGCUUUGCAGGCUGGAGAUCUGGCAGAUGACUUCUUGGCCCGGGAGCAACUGACCAGCUACUCCGUCCCUUUGGGCAUUCAGCACCUCCUCUUCCUGUUGAGUGAGGGCAUGCAUUUGUACAGGAAUGAGUUGAAUCUGCUCAUCGACUACCUGAAGACCAGGAAAGGGCACCUGGAAGGCUAUGAGACACUUGAGUCUUCAGCUACCAGUGAUCAUUCCUCAUUUCCAGGAAGGAGUACCUCUGUUGUGGGCAAGCUGCCUCCACUUCUUCCAACCCCCGGAAAGUCCUCCUUCUCGGGCCCUCAUCCCCCACUUCCUGCCAAGUCCCCAUUGUUAGGGGACAGACCGGGAGGGGGUCUCCUUCCACCACCAGGACUGGGCAAUCCCAAAGGUCUGUUUGCCCUUCCCCUGCUCCCAGCAGCCCCCUCCAAGAGACCUGCUCCUUUGGGAUGCCCCCGCCCCAAGCGUGCCAAGCCUCCGCUGCUUGGGGAGAAACCAGGCCUUUUAGUACCACCUCCAGCUCUUCAGUCAGUGCUGCACAAGCAGACGGCGCAGCACCCAUCUCUGCUGAAAUAAAGAAAGCUCCCGGAGCCAGGAGAACAGAGUGGCUGCUGCCCAGACGGCGGCUUCACCCUCCUUCCAGGACUGAGGCCCCUGUCUGAUCCCACGGCUCUGGUGUCUGGGCCGUGGGUGUGAAUGUGCUUCCCUUCUGCCCAGUAACGUGGCCCCGUGGAAACAUGUUUCCUGUUUGGAGUGUCUGUGCCAAGGUAGAGAUGUGUGGAAGGUCAUUGUUGCAGAAAUUGGAUCUUGACGUUGUUAAUUAUAUACAUACUAAAAUAAAAUAAAAACUUUUCGCUUUUA